Molecule: messenger RNA, 10298 nt
Organism: Carcharodon carcharias (great white shark)
Lineage: Eukaryota; Metazoa; Chordata; Chondrichthyes; Lamniformes; Lamnidae
Gene: adamtsl3
Product: ADAMTS-like 3
Exons: 31
Coding region: 228-5612 (1794 amino acids)
Biological process (GO): extracellular matrix organization
Cellular component (GO): extracellular matrix
Molecular function (GO): metalloendopeptidase activity
Source: RefSeq, a predicted model, not a curated record
GAGCGCACUUUGCCCUAAGAGGAGACAGAAUGGAAAAGUGACAGUGAGCAGGGGGAAAGAAUUUAUUGCACUGUACAGUACUUUAGAUAAUUCGCCUGCGGCUGCCAAUCUGUAGCCCUAGGAGCUGCGUGGUGAAGCCCUGACCAAAUACAUGCAUUACUGGGAAAACCUCCUCAUUAUUGCUGAAAGGCUGAAAGCAGUUUAAAAAAAAAACCGAAGUUCUGGAAAUGGGGAUAACCGAUCAAAUACCCAUAUAUGCACUUCUGUGCGUCUUUCACUCUGUACAGGGAAAUGGGGAACAAUCACAGACUGUCUACUUCCUUCCCGAAUUUGCACUUUCUCCACAGGGGAGUUUUCUGGAAGACACAACAGGCGAGCAGGUCUUGACUUACCGCUACGAUGAUCAGACAUCAAGAAUCACACGUUCCGAUGAGGAUAAAGAUUCUGGCUGGGAUGCAUGGGGACCUUGGAGUGACUGUUCAAGAACGUGUGGUGGAGGAGCUUCCUAUUCCCUGAGACGAUGCUUAAAUGGCAGGCGCUGUGAAGGGCGGAACAUUAGGUACAAAACCUGCAGCAAUGUGGAUUGUCCUCCUGAAGCUGGCGACUUCAGACACCAGCAGUGCUCCGCACACAAUGAUGUAAAGUACCAGGGGCAGUAUUAUGAGUGGAUUCCCCUCUACAAUGAUCAUGAAGCUCCAUGUGCACUGAACUGUCAGGCCCGGGGAACGCCUCUAAUUGUGGAGCUAUCACCAAAAGUACUCGAUGGUACCCGAUGCAACACCGAAUCCUUGAACAUGUGCAUCAGUGGAAUUUGCCAGGUGGUGGGCUGUGAUCGGCAACUUGGGAGUAAAGCCAAGGAAGACAACUGUGGAGUUUGUGCAGGCAGUGGUUCAACAUGCAGACUUGUACGAGGACAGUCCAAAUCACACGUGUCUUCUGAAAAAUUGGAAGACACAGUGAUUGCAGUUCCAUAUGGGAGUCGCCACGUGAAAAUCACAGUGAAAGGACCUGCUCACCUUUAUAUAGAAUCAAAAACUCUACAAGGGCAUAAAGGAGAUCACGAGCUAAAUGCUUCAGGAGUAUCUGUCAUUGAGAAUACCACAGUCGAGUUUCAGAAAAGCUCUGAUAAAGAGGUUCUGAAGAUGCAAGGCCCACUGGGCGCAGAUUUUAUUAUUAAGACCAGGUAUGUUUCUUCGAGGGACAGUAUAGUCCAGUUUAUGUUCUAUCAACCAAUCAGCCACCAGUGGAGAGAGACAGAUUUCUACCCAUGCACUGCAACUUGUGGAGGAGGUUAUCAGCUUAGCUCUGCUGAGUGUGUGGACAUACGUUCUGGCCGUGUUGUUCCUGAGCAUUCCUGCAAUUACUAUCCAGAAAAUAAAAAACCCAAGCCCAAACUACAGGAGUGCAACAUGGAUGAUUGUCCUUCCAGUGAUGGCUUCAAGCAACUUGCAAUUUAUGAUCAUUUUCAGCCACUUCCUCGCUGGGAAAGCAACCCUUGGACUGCAUGUUCAGUUUUCUGUGGAGGUGGAAUACAAACUCGAAGUGUUCCUUGUGUUGAAGAGAACAUGUUUGGUGAAAUUAUUCCAGUUGAGGAAUGGAAGUGCAUGUAUGCUUUUAAACCUGCAGUAAUUCAAAACUGCAACCUUUUUGACUGCCCAAAAUGGAUUGCCAUGGAAUGGUCACCAUGCACAGUAACAUGUGGACGAGGCCUGCGGUACAGAGUUGUACUAUGUAUAGACUACAGAGGGCAACACACUGGGGGGUGUAACUCGCAGCUCAAACCACACAUAAAGGAGGAGUGCACUGUGCUAAUUCCAUGUUACAAAACAAAAGAAAAACUUCCUGUGGAAGCUAAAGUACCCUGGAUUAAGCAAGCACAGGAACUGCAGGAACCUAGAGCUGCAUCUGAGGAGCCAACGUUCAUUCCUGAACCCUGGUCACAAUGCAGUACUUCAUGUGGAGUUGGCAAACAAGUACGAGUAGUCAAGUGCCGUGUUCUGCUUUCAUUUUCUCAAACAGUGGAAGAGCUGCCAGAUGAGGAAUGUGAAGAAGAUAAACCGCCCACCGAGCAAGUUUGUUUCUCUGCACCGUGUGAUGGUGCUACUGGAACAUAUGAAUCAGAGGUGACUUACUACGAUCGGGAUGACAAUGAGAUGGAAGAACAAUUUGACUGGGAAUAUGAAGGUUUCACCCCAUGUUCAGCUUCAUGUUUAAGAGGGAAACAGGAAACGAUAGUUGUGUGUCGUAACAAACAUACACAGGAAAGUGUGGAUGACAAUCUGUGUGAUGCCUUCAAACGUCCCCCACAUAUGGUUCGAGCGUGUGGUACUGAGCCUUGUCCUCCCAGAUGGGCCACAAGAUCCUGGAGACAAUGUAGUGCUACUUGUGGAGUUGGCAUACAGACAAGAGAUGUUUACUGUAAACGUCUGGUGACCCACGUUAUUGACGACUCCAUCAAGGUUGCUGAUGAGGAGUGUUCAGGUCCAAAACCUCCCGAAUUACAGGCCUGCAACCAAUUUGACUGCCCUCCAUCGUGGCACAAGGGAGAAUGGCAGCUGUGUUCACAAACAUGUGGAAGAGGAGUGCAAUCUCGCAAAGUCACAUGCAAACAGCUUUUGACUGAUGGUAGUUUUCUAAGCCUUGCUGAUGAGUUUUGCCCUGAUCACAAGCCGCAGACGCAGCAGCCUUGUGUGAACAUUGAUUGUCCACCACACCUGGCAUUAGGGAAGUGGUCCAAGUGUUCUGUAAGCUGCGGCGAAGGUAUCCAGAGCAGAGAAUGGGUUUGCCGUAAACUCACAACAGUUGGUCGGUUGGUCACAGUAAACCGUGAUAUAUGCAAUGCCCUCUCCAAACCGCCAGUGAUACAGCCUUGCAGAAUGCCUACUUGUAAAAAGCUUGUAAAGAAUGCAAAAACAAAGGCUCCACAAGUUAUUCGUGACCCUCGAAUUCUGAGUGUCCACAGAGUCUACAUUCAAACCAGACAAGAAAAACGUAUUCACUUUAGCAUAGGCGGUCGAGCCUAUUUGCUUCCAAAAACCUCUAUUGUGAUUAGAUGCCCUGUAAGAAGAUUCCAGAAAUCAUUGAUCAGGUGGGAAAAAGAUGGACACCGGCUACAAAAUACAAAACAAAUUGGAAUCACUAAAUCAGGAUCGCUGAAAAUUCAUAGCCUUGAAGCCAGGGAUAUCGGCGUGUACAGUUGCAUUGCGGGCCCUACUCGAGAUACCUUUGUCCUCAAGCUGAUUGGUAAUGAUAAUAGAUUAGUUGAACCACCCUCUUUCACUAAAGCAAAGACGAGGCAAAAUAUUGGGCCAGAGAAGAUGAGUCACAAUGAAUCUAACAGACUGGAAGAUAAAUGGACUCAAAUGAGCAAGAUGUGGCGAAGUUGGAGCAAAAAAAAUGAAUUCUAUGUAGAUGAUAGCCAAACUGAUGAUCAUGUUUUCCUGCACCUACUUGGAAAUCAUUUGGUUUCCAAAGCAAAGACUAAUUUUGCAGAGUUGUAUGAUUCUCAAGAGCUUAUUGAUAAACAUCUUGCAAGUUCUAACUUCCAAGGAGCCUACAGUAUGGAUACUGUACAGUUUGAAGGGAUCUUACGAAAUAUAAGUCUAUGGAUUGAAUCAGGUGAACUGCCUGAAGAUUUUGCUUCUCAGCUCAUGUAUCAAUUAGCGGCUGAAGUGUCUAGGCCACAACCAACUCUGGAGAAAUGGAAGGCGGCACCUCUGGAUGAUAAUGCAACAAACUCAAAAUUAUUAGAUAAAACUCCUAACACAUCAGAAACUUCUGUCAAUAAGGAUUUACAUCAACCGAGGGAGAAACAAAAGCCUCCUGUUAUUUUGAGAAAGAAACAAGCUCCUGUACUGCCUCAGAGAAAUGUCAGUGUGGCGAUUGGAACACUGGCAUAUCUGGCGGAUAACACUUACAAUAUAACACUAGUUUGUGAAGCUGUUGGAGUCCCUGAACCAGAGGUAACUUGGACAAAGGAUGGUGCACCAGUGAAAUUUAGUGAAAGGAUACUGCUGCUUGAUUCUGCAAGACUUCAGAUCAAAAAUGUCACAAGCCAGGACGCUGGUCUUUAUGCAUGUGUAGUAACCAGUGAACUUGGAACAGACAUUGAAACCUCAUUACUAUUGUAUUCAGAAACUCCAUCCAUCAGAUCUUCCAGAGUAAAUGUUACCAAUCUUACAACAUGGCAUUUAACAGCAGUUGUUGGAAGUGCUUUACUUGCCAGACUUGGGGCGACAAUCACCAUUUCUUGUCCUGUUGAAGGUGUGCCUGAACCAAAGGUUACGUGGCGAAAGAAAGGUGGUUUGUUGGGUGGCAAUUCUGCUGUCCUUCACAAUGGUUCACUGGUGCUGACGAAUGUGACGCCUACAAACCGUGGAACCUACGAUUGUGUAGCCACAAAUGAUGUUGGACAAACAACUGCAUCCACAUUUCUUAAACUAGCUGAGCCAAGAACCGCUCUUCAGUUUGUAACAAUCCACCAAGCCAAGGAAAGAAAACGUGUCUUAAUAGCAUCACAGGCAGGCACUCCAGCGACAGUUAAACAAGGAGAUGUGUUACGUAUAGGCUGUCCAGUACCUGCUAAACACAAAAUGACCAUUAGCUGGUAUUUCAGGAAUCAAUCCAUUCAUACGGUCCCAGAUCUUGAAUACAAAGUGUUGGCCAGGGGACGAGUCCUUGAGGUGAACACAGCCUUUGGGAGGUUGGCAGGGCAGUACAAAUGUCUGGCUUCCAAUAAUACUCAGUUGGUUUCUGCCUCAGUGGAUGUGAGCUUCUUAGGUUUCACGUGGAUGCCUGGUGACUGGGGUGCCUGCACGACAACCUGUGGUAACACAGGAGUCCAGCAAAGGAAAUUGCUCUGCCUGAAUACUGAUGGCAUUGAGGUGAAUGAGUCAGCAUGCUAUGAGCUUCCCAAACCUCCCUUGGUUAUUGAGCCAUGCAACACUCAGGAUUGUCCAGCCAGGUGGGUUACAUCCGCAGGAUCAGUGUGUUCUGUCUCAUGUGGGAAAGGAGUCCGCCAACAACGAGUGACAUGUGAGCAGCUAACAGCCAAUGGAACAUUAAGACUGUUAUCUCCAGUGUUUUGUGCAGAGAAGGCAGAACAGCCCCCUGAAGUAGAGGAUUGUUUAUUGCAGCCUUGUGUAGGAUGGAAGAGUCCAGCAUGGGGAGAGUGCUCUGGUCGUUGUGUGGGUCACAGUGUUGCUGUACAGCAUCGUCAAAUUGUAUGUCAGUAUACAAAUGGAACUUCAACUGCAGAAAUCACCUGUGACAAAAUGAAGAGGCCUGUCUCUGUUAGGCGAUGUAAAUCAAACCGAUGUAAUGUGGAGUGGAGAACGGGACCAUGGAGACAGUGUGCAGCAACAUGUGGAAUUGGUUUCCAGUCUCGACGGGUAGCUUGUAUCCAUAAGAAAAAUAACAAGGUUCUGGCUGAUCAGUAUUGUGGAUGGAAGAAGCGGCCAAUCACAUGGCAGCGUUGCAAUCUAACCUCUUGUGACACUUCUGAAGGAGAAUGUGCGGAUUCAACGCGCUACUGUGCACUUGUGAAACGUCUGCGGCUGUGUCAUCUGAACACCUACAAGCAGAGGUGCUGUGAUUCCUGCAGGAUGCUUUAAUUAAUAUAUGGCGCCAUUCGUUGGAUCGUAAUCAAUCUAUAAUAGACUGUGAAGCGAUUUAUACAGAACUCCAUGUCGGUGAACUGACUGCAGUAGAACCUGGUACAAGUUGAACCAGAGGGAUAUUUUAAUAUUGUUGUAAAUCUGCUUGUACAUACAGAAAUGCACAAAAGGUUUCCUGGCUGUUUCUUUAUGUUAGUCAAAUAUGUACCAGCUGACCCUUAAAGCAAGAGCUUCUCAACAGUUCUGCUUUUCAAUCUAAUAUGAAUUUGUUGUGCUUCAGUGUCUAUAUUUUUUUCUAAGCUACAAGAGAUAUGUGUUUAAGUUACAUCACAGAAGUUGGUAUGUGGACUAUUUACUUCCAUCUGGGACCAAAACUUUUUCUGAAUGUCCAAGUGGACUGAUGCUUCACAAACAUACAGCGAAGAUCAGGAAAAGCUUUCAACCCCAGGUGUGUUAUUGACAAGAGUGUUUAUCCCUUUUUAUUACUGUAAACCACUUUCGUUUCACAUCUGAUGUUACAGGUUUUUUAAUAUUUAGAUCAGUAGGCAAAAACACAAGAGCAUGAAGCAUUCAGUCCUUUAGGCUUUUAACUUGUAGAUGCCUAGAUCAACAGCAAAUUAAUGUCUGUUUGAACAUUAGAAUAAAUUAAGAAAACUCUCUUCCCAGCGGGAAUCCCACAUUUGUCUGAAAUGCAUUGAGGGAAUUGAUGUAUGGUGUUGUACGCUUAUCUGCCCUAUGUGCCUCCAAGUGUGCAUUACCCUCGGAAUGAAAGCAUAGAAUUUACUCUAUUGUUCUUGAUUGCAAAGAAAUAUCAUAAGUCAUAACGUGUGCUCGGGGCAAAACACUUAAAGGCUGAUCUCACUGAGUGUCUGUCUUUUUUUGACUGCAGCAUUCUGUUCUUAAAGCAAGCAAGUAAUUUAUCCAGGUUGCCUCCAGAUGGGAUGCCUAAGUUAUAAUGCGAUGCUUCUUCUAGUUUUUUGUAUUCAUGUCUCAAAAUGCUCCUUUGAAGGAAACGUAGGAAACCACUAUUCAUAAAAUAUUUAACAGAGUAGCUAGUUGUAAUAUUUAAUUAGUGGCACAAGUGCAUUUUACAUUACUCUUCAAAUAUAGAAGGAAAUAUUCAAAAAAUGCAAAACCUUCCUGUCUCUGGAGAGUCUCAACCACUUUCAGUUAUACUGCUAAUAGUUGACCCUUUACUGUUAAAUUAAUGUUGCUGCAGAGACUUGAGGCCUCAGCUUUACACAGAUAUGUAAUGCCUAUAAUUCCCAGGGCUAAUACAGGUUAUAAUCAGUGUGUGGGAGUUUUCUGUGGCAGCCCAUUAUAAAAAACACAUGCUGAAAAUGGUUCUUGCAUCCAUUACUGACAGAGUAAGUUAUACACUGUAUAUCUGGCAUUUUUCAGUGUAGAAUAUUUGUGAUGAUUAUAUGCAUAUAAAACUGAUUUAUAUAAUAAUGAUUUCACUAUUUGUAAGCCCCAAAUAAAAACUAAAAAUGCAAUGUGUUUAAUUUCCAAAGUCUUCUGAAGAAGUAACUAUUCUAGUGAAUCGAUUUUUCUUAGUUCUCUGUGAUUCAAGGACACUUGGAAAAAAACUGAGAUUUCCCUGCUAAGUCUUCGUAAAUUGUAAUUUUAAACAUAUGGAAUUUCACUUUGGAACUGGUCACGUUAAACAUUUGCCCUCAAAGUAAUACUAAAAAUAGCUUCUGGGAACAAUAUGACUGGUGAACUAACAAGCUCAAAUAUCAGAGUUAUUUAUAAUGUGUUAGCAAAAUUUGCAGUGUUUCACUUUCUACGUCUCAAUUUUCAGCUAUUUUCAUCCCUUACUUUCAAAAGGUUUCAAAAGUAACAGCACCUAGAAACUUUGUGAAUUGUUCCUUCCAAGGGAACAAUUCACAAAGUUUCUAGGCGCUGUUACUUGGCUGGUGCGUAAGAUGUACCAAAAGUGACUCACUCAUUGGUCUUUCAUUUUUUGGAUUUUUGGGGUUAAUUUUUGCCUGGGACUUCCAUCCCAUACCCAUCCCCCUGCCACCCCACCACCCAACAGUGCUCAGAUACUUACUGUGCAGAGAAUUGAGUUCAAAUUUCCCCAUUUCUCUAUAGAACAUGUUUGUACACUAAUACUCUGUGUCACUGUGCACAACAUGUAGCUGAAAUAUUCAAGUAUAUUUGGUAUCAUUAAUUAUAUAUAACAACUGUAUGCUCCUUAAUUUAAGCCUUUAUCCUUACAAACCCCAUUGUUUUCUUAAAGUCUUGAUGAAUCUAUAACUCUAUUGAGCUUUAUUAAAAUGAAUAUUCUGGCUACAGUAAAGAUGGCAGAAUAUUAAUUUUUAUUAUCCGUUGACAAGGUAAUGAUGCAGGGUAUUAAUUCAGUUUAGGCAUUUGUUAUGAUAAAUUAGAAUGUCAGUACCGAAGGAUUUCUGUAACUCAGUUGGCAAAUACUUCAUGUUUAACAAUAGGCAUAUCUUUAAGUUGAGUUUAACAGUAUUAUAGGUGAUGGAAAACAUUAAUUGUCUGUUCACGUAUGGUUGUGCAUUGAUGAGUGCUCCAGUUAUGUUCCUGUAUUCAGCUGUUUUAAGUUGGUCUUUUCCAUAAAUAGGAUAAAUAGGUACCUGAGGGAAUACCCUCUAUUUUACAUUGUCCAAUCAUUAAUGGGUCUUGGCCUUUUGCAAAAGGUUGUGCAUAAAUUAAGGAAAAAUAAUUGUAACAUAUUACUUGUACAUAUUUAUUUCCUGUUAAGUGCAAUACUGAAUGCUGUAUAUUGUGUGUUAUAAAGAAUAUUUUUGUUGGGACUUUUAUUUUUUACUACCAAAGCUUUGGUUUUAAAUUGCUCAUCACUUUCUAUUUAUAGUUAAAAUGCUUAUAGCUAUCUCAAGCACUUGCCAAAUUUGUCUAAGUUAAUUCCUUCCUCUCCAGACAUAGAAAUGCAUGCUACGUGGUAAUGAAAUUAUCCCAAGAUCAGCUUUUGUGUCUAUUUGCCAUUUAUACUAUGAUGUAGGGGUGUCCAAACUGAAGCCCCAUAGGCUACACAUGUAGCCCUUUACCUUUGGAAAACUGACCUGUAAAGACAAGAUGAUUCAGUCCUAUUUGUGUUUAUGUUCCUUAUUUAUAAGUUUAUCUGUCAAUCUGGAGGUUGGGAAAGGGUUGAUUUUAGUGCUGGAUCAAUUAUGAGUCAGUACACCAACAUCUGAUGGCCUCAGCUACUUGUCACAUUUGCAGAUAUCCUUGCUGCUCUAAUUGACUCCUGGCCCUCAACACCUCAAAUUUAAAAUGUUCUUGUGUUUGUUUAAUCCUUUCCAUGGCCUCAUCUUUCCUUAUCUCUGGAACCUUCUCUCACGACCCCCAUCACAAACUCUGGAGAGCAGAAUUUUGUUGGCAGUGUGGAUGUCCCAGUGUUCGGAUGCAAAGCAGAUGAUAUGUCUGCACGGACUAGCAGUGGAAGAUGAAAUGGAAUUUUAUCAGGGCUGCCUAGUUAAGAGUCAGCCAAUAACGGGGACCGAUUGAGGGGGACGUCUUGGCACCUCAAAUGUAGGUGCCAUAUUUGAAGGGGAAGCAUCUGCUGAGGAGGCUGAAAGGAAGGACGGAUACAGGUGACUGCAGCAAAAUGGCAGCUGCUGGAAGACAUGAGACCCAUUGUAACUUGCAGCGCUCACCACUUAAGGCCUCUCACUCCCUUUACUCUGCAUACGUAAGAUGAACCUUAGAGAGAACCAUCAAUCUUUAUAUCUCUGAUGUGUCCGCCAAGUUUUCCCAGCCUCCAACCCCGUGCUUUAUUCACACUCACCUUCCCUGUAAGGCAACACUAGCCAUGGCUGCCAUUUGUAGCUAAUACUAACUUGCUGCCUCCUGAAGCUCCAUUCUUCACGUGCAUUGCUGGAAAAAUCUGUAAACCUCUGGAAAAUAUCUAUUUAUUGGCUCCUUAACAGGCUCGGUUGCCUAUCCAUCGUCAAUAAGCAGUUUCCACUCGGUAGCCAACCGCUUCCAGGAAACAUCAACAGCAGGGGGAACAUGUCAGGCUUGCAUCCCAACCCAUUCCCCUGCCAUUUUGAUGGCCCACCCUCUUCCCAGCCCAUCACCCUGGUUCCAGAAAAAUGACACCCUCUGUUUCUCAGAGCGAGACCCCUGAAAUAUCCAUCCCCUUUUCCUUUGCCCCAUCAUUGGUGGCUGUGCCUUCAACUGUGUGGUUUCCGCUCUCAGCAGUCCCCCCCAUGAAUACAUUCUGCUUCUCCAGCUCUCUCUCUCUUGUCCAAACUUGUAGUCAUCCGUCUUAAUUAUCUUUUACUUUGUCCAUUUUUUUUGCUACAUCUCUUUGAAUCAACUUUUUACAUCAAAGGCACUAUAUAAAUGCAAAUGGUUAGUUAUUGUUCAAUUUUAUCUGUGGCCUCAAGUCUCCAUGAUACACAUGAUGAGGCUCACAUAAAUGUUUGGACACCCCUGCUAUAAUAUGGAGCAAGUUUGAGCUAUGCCUAAUAUUUGGAACAUUGCUUCACAGCUCCAGUUGUGAUGCCAGGGACAUUGAACAUUCAUAUAUUUUGUUGAACUUGCUUCAGCUUAAAAAAGUACAAUAAACCCACAUUGUAUUGCAAAUAUAUAAUCAUGGAAACAAUAUUUGUGCUGUGUAUGUAAUCCAGGUUUGUUGUGUGACUUUUUUUUACUGCAGUUUAAUAAAAUUGAACUUUUAACCACAAA